UAACAAGCUGCCAAUUUCACGGGGCGUCGUAGUGCGUUGUAAUCUAUAGGAAGCACUCUUCCCUUGUAGCUGUCCAAUUUCCUCUUCCCUUGUCUUCUUCCUUACGCACACUCUUUGUUAAGGGGCUAGCUUUGGUUUGGUAGUGAGUAGUGACCAUGGAGAGGACGAGCGGUCCAUCGUGGUGCAUCCUCUUGUGUGUGGCCGCCGCUUGGAUGGUAGCGGAGGCGGCUCCGUUGCCGCGGUACUACAACGCCAUUUUCAGCUUCGGCGACUCCUUAUCCGACACGGGCAACUUCGUCAUCAUCAACUCCGGCAAGCUUCCCAACAUGCCCAAGUUCCCGCCGCCGUACGCCCGCUGCUCCAACGGCCGUCUCGUCAUCGACUUCCUCGCCGAGGCGUUGGGAGUGCCGCUGCUGCCGCCGUCGGCGAACAAGGGCACCAACUUCAGCCAGGGCGCCAACUUCGCGGUGAUGGGCGCCACCGCGCUGGACCUCAAGUACUUCAAGGACAACAACGUGUGGAGCAUCCCGCCGUUCAACACUUCCAUGAACUGCCAGCUCGAGUGGUUCCACGAGGUCAAGGAGACCAUCUGCUCCUCCCCGCAAGAGUGCAAGGAUUUUUUCACGAAGGCGCUUUUCGUGUUUGGUGAGUUGGGCGGCAACGACUACAGCUUCGCUGCGAAGGCAGAUUGGAGCACGGACAAGGUGAAGACGAAGAUGGUGCCCAAGGUGGUGGAGUCCAUCAUCAGCGGCAUCGAAGCUCUACUCGACGAGGGCGCCCGACACGUGCUUGUGCCGAGCAACCUCCCUGUCGGAUGCUUUCCCAUCAUGCUCACCCUGUUUCCGUUCGAGGACCGCAGCGAGUACGACCCACGCACCGGCUGCAUCAAGAAGUUCAAUGGCGUUGCCCUCUACCACAACGCCAGGCUCCGCGUCGCUCUCGACCAGCUCCAACGCCGCCGCCCGGAUUCCCGCAUCAUCUACGCCGACUUCUACACCCCCUACAUCCAAUUCGCCCGCACACCUUACCUCUACGGGUACAAGAGGGGAGCCCUGAGGGCGUGCUGCGGAGGCGGUGGCCCAUACAACUACAACAUGAGUGCCUCGUGCGGGCUGCCCGGUGCCACGGUGUGCGACGACCCCGAUGCGCACGUCAGCUGGGAUGGCAUCCACCUCACCGAGGCACCCUACCGCUUCAUCGCUAACACAUGGCUCAAGGGCCCCUACGCGCACCCGCCCCUCGCCAGCGUCGUCCGGGAAGAUAUGGCCUAUUAACCGGAAAUUCGAUUCGGUUCCCAGGAGGACAUUCUCCCGUGUGAGAAAAUGCUAUGUGUUGAUGGUUACAUCGAAAUGCUACCUGUAUUCCUUUAGGCAGAAAGCAUUAGCAUUUUAUCCUGUGCAAAAAAGACAAGGUGAAAAUGAAGUGUUACCUCCAGUUGUUACAUUUAAUUCUGUUAUUUUUCA
Molecule: messenger RNA, 1463 nt
Organism: Hordeum vulgare subsp. vulgare (domesticated barley)
Lineage: Eukaryota; Viridiplantae; Streptophyta; Magnoliopsida; Poales; Poaceae
Product: GDSL esterase/lipase At5g45910-like
Exons: 4
Coding region: 156-1274 (372 amino acids)
Molecular function (GO): hydrolase activity, acting on ester bonds
Source: RefSeq, a predicted model, not a curated record